Molecule: messenger RNA, 2227 nt
Organism: Scomber japonicus (chub mackerel)
Lineage: Eukaryota; Metazoa; Chordata; Actinopteri; Scombriformes; Scombridae
Gene: acbd4
Product: acyl-CoA binding domain containing 4
Exons: 11
Coding region: 217-1521 (434 amino acids)
Biological process (GO): fatty acid metabolic process; autophagy of peroxisome
Molecular function (GO): fatty-acyl-CoA binding
Source: RefSeq, a predicted model, not a curated record
UAGGUCAGGCUCAUCAUCAGUUGGUCCAUGAGCAGUUCUCAAUCAAAGUUUACAGUUAAAUAACGCUUUAAAUAACAAAAACUACAACUCCCAGCCUGCUCUUCGACCACUGUCUACUUGUUGUGGUCAGUGUGAAACAGACAUGUCCGGCAGCAGCACACACUGAGCUCCAGUUGCACUCAUCCUUCCUGCUACAUCGAACAAGUUUGAAGUGUCAUGCCAGUCCCAGCGAUGGCAGAGCCUGCUGUCGAUCACCAGAAACGGUUCACGGCUGCUGUGGAUGUCAUUCAUAAUCUCCCCAAAAGUGGCUCCUACCAGCCGUCCUAUGAGGUGAUGCUGCGUUUCUACAGCUUGUAUAAGCAGGCGGUGUGUGGACCCUGCACUGUGCCUCGACCUGGCUUCUGGGACCCAGUGGGCCGCUACAAAUGGGACGCCUGGAGCCGGCUGGGGGAGAUGAGCAGAGAGAACGCCAUGGCAGCAUAUGUGGAUGAGAUGAAGAAAGUAGCACAGGAGGUCAUCGACUCCACGCCCAUGAAUGAGAAGACGGCCUCUAUGUUUCACCACUUCGAGCCUCUCUACCUGGUGAUUGAUGACAUGCCUCGGCCUCCAGAGUCUCUGCUCAAGCUCAAAGAAGGCGUUAAAGGCAGCGAUGAGCCGGCUGACAGACCAGCAGAGACGAAGGCUGAGGAUGAGGAGCAGGAGCAGGAGGAGCCUCCAGAAGAAUCUCCUCCUACAGAAGAUGCAGAUCCAGAGCAGGACUUCAUCCUCACUGAGGUUGUAGAUCUCACUGCCAACACCAUCACUAAUGACUCUGGUGUGUGUGAAGGUUUGGUGUUGACCAGCGACUCAGAGAGCGAGAUCUUCUGUGACUCUGUGGAUUCAGUGGAACAGCUGGGCAGCGUCAAGAUUCCACUCGUCAAGUCCAACGGCUUCCAGAACGGCCACGCCUCCCUACAGUCCUCCCCAGCUCAGAGCCAGCAGCUGGAAGGCCGACUGGAGGUCAGACAGGUGGGAGCGGGUCAGGGCGGAGAAGGGGCGGAGGACGGGAAGGGUCAGGGUCCUAACAGGAGGAGUCGAGACAGCGGGAGGGAAGCUUCCAACCACAACUGGAGAGAUCGUGGGGUUCCUCAGGGCAGCCCGAGGCGGGGGGCCCCUGGAGGCGGGGGGGGCGGGGCCGGACGAGGAGGAGGGGACGGGUCAGAGGGAGGGACAGAGAGGCUGCAUGACGCUCAGCUCCAGCAGCAGAUCAUUCUGGCUCUGAGGAGGCUGAGAGAGGACAUGAGGAGUGUGAUGGAAAGACUGGAGGUGGUGGAGAGACUCGCUGCCACACAUGCUCAGGGUUCAGAGUGGAGACCAUGUCUGCAGUGUGCAGCCACAGCAUCACAACAGCAGGAGGAGAAGUGUUGGCCGUUCGACGUGUCCGGUCAGACGGUGGUCCUCUUCCUGGUGUGGCCGUUCGUCGCUCAGGGUCUGGUCUACCUGCUGAGGAAAGCCCAGAAGAGAAGAGGCAUAUCUUCAUGAAGCAGGAAUCCACCAUCUGUACAGGAGUGAAGGAUCCACAUCCUCCCUCACUGUGUGCACUGGACAGAAGGCAGGAGGAGGGACGUUUGUGGACUUGAUGUCUGUACGGGACAGAAACGUGUUUCUCAAAUCCUCACAAAUCACUCACUGCAGCAAACUGUCAUUUAAAUUAUUCAAGUUGAUUCAUCAGCCGGCAUGAAAAACACCUGGAUGUGUGCUUGUACUGCUGAUGGAUUAUAACGUACAUUCACCUUUAUUCCUUUUCUAGUGGGUUUUGGUACAAUAAGCUCCAUGUUUUGUAAUAUACAGAAUAUGAUCAGCAUCAGAAGAAGCGUCUGUGUGUAGGAGUGAAACUACAGAUGGUCCCACUGAAAAUGUUGGAUGCUUAUUUAAUUGUAAUCACGUCACAGUCCCUCUUUAAUGUCUGUUAACUCCAAAAUGACACUAAACUGUAAAUGUCAGCAGAUCUGAGGAGCAGCUGUGAAUCAGCUGGAGGUGACAUCAUCUCUGCUUCCGUCUCCACAUCAUGACAUCUGUUCUGAUCACAGUUAUCUCUCCAGUCAUCAGAUUGUUGCUGCUGCUGAUUGUAACCUGAUGGUACUGAACUGAUGAGUGUAACUGAAGCCAUUGUCACUGAAUGAUGAAGAACUGUUGUCAAACUGCCCUAUAAUGAUGAGUCAUGUGUUCCACUGACACAGCUCUGAUU